UCAGGAUCAGACGGUCCUUGAGACAAUGAAAUGCAUAGGUGCGUGUGCGCAGGGGGUUAUGUGUGUGCGGUAGGUUGUGGGAGGCCCAUGUUCAGGCCUGCCCGGAAUGUCUGGUGGCCAAGCUGGAGAGAGACCGGCUGCCUGAACAACAGAGGAAGAGGGGUGUUGCGUGCAUGAGGGGACCCGAGAUCGGCAGAGCAGUGAAAUGGACCGUGGGCAUGAUGGGACUGGUAUGGUGGCAUUCUGGAACAGUUCCCAACAGUGUUGUCAGGUUUCUCCUUGAUUGCAAGGGCUGCAAUAGCUUCUCCAGGACUACGAUGGGGGGAUGAGAAUAUUAGUGAAACAGCGGCAUUUGCCCCAUGGGACACACACAGUGGAGGCACAGCAUGACUUGGGUUGGGGGCCGAAUAUUUGCACGUCCUAAAGAACAUGUGCAAACUCGCACGUCCUAAAGUGAGUGAGGUUGGGGGGUACCAGUUGGAUGGAAUCCGUCAGCAUGGAAUCUCCACCCCACUGGGUCCAGCUCUACCCGGAGUAUCACAACGACAACAUCAUUCCCCUGCACUAUAACUACACGGGGAAGCUCUACAAUAGCAAAUACAAGGGGAGACUCCAAGUCAACGCCAUCGUCUUCCUGGUGGUGUGCGCCUUCACAGUAGCCGAAAACCUCGUGGUUCUGCUGGCCAUAUGGAGGAACAAGAAAUUCCAUGCGCCCAUGUACUACCUGCUCGGGAAUCUAACCCUGUCGGACUUACUGGCUGGAGUCGCUUACGCUGCCAAUAUCGUCCUAUCCGGGCCCAGCACUCUCCGGCUGACUCCCCUCCAGUGGUUUCUACGUGAGGCGGGGGUCUUUGUCACACUCGCCGCUUCCGUCCUCAGCCUCUUUGCGAUUGCCGUUGAGAGACACAUCACCAUGGUCCGCGUGCGGCUUUACCACGGGGACAAGAAAAGGCGCAUGCUCCUGUUGGUGGGGGCCACCUGGGUGGCCUCCUUCGCGCUCGGGGCGCUGCCCCUCCUGGGCUGGAACUGCCUCGGCUGCCUUCCGGAAUGUUCCACGGUGCUGCCCCUCUAUUCCAAGCACUACGUCCUCUUCUGUAUCGUGGUCUUCCUGGUCAUCCUCCUCUCCAUUGUGGUGCUGUACGCCCGGAUCUACUGCAUGGUCAAGUUCAACGGGCAGCGCUUGGGCCGCCUGUACAAGGGCGUGCCGAAGACAUCCAAGAGGUACAUGUCCCUGCUGAGAACCGUGACCACCGUGGUGGGCACCUUCAUUGCCUGCUGGCUGCCCCUGUUUCUCCUCUUACUGCUGGACGUUGCGUGCCAGAACCAAGCUUGCGGCGUACUCUACAAGGCGGAUUACUUCCUGGGUUUGGCGAUGAUCAACUCUCUGCUGAAUCCCGUCAUUUAUACCCUGACCAAUAAGGACCUGCGGCGGGCCAUCUUCAGGUUGCUGUGCUGUCUCCUGGCCGUUGCGCCGGGCGCGGAGGGGAGCCGGGCCAAGCGCUUUGGCCUCCCCGUACUGGAAGGCAGCACCAGCAAGUCGGACCACUCCUCGCACCAGGAGGGACCAAACGCCAAUCUGUCGGUCAGGAAUGGCGCCCCCGCAGCAAGCGAGGCGUUAGUGUCAAAAGCCGCCGCCUGAAUUCUUCCGUUUGGCUCCGCCCUGGGUGAUUGCGCUGGGGCACAGGUCGCCAGGAGUGCAGGCUGCUAGAGGCAUGAGUCCUGGUGGAAUGAAUGAGAGAUCAGAGGUAGGGUUGUCAGGCAACCAGCAGGGA
This is a messenger RNA of Gekko japonicus, 1772 nucleotides long. Its product is annotated as sphingosine 1-phosphate receptor 1-like. The transcript is spliced from 3 exons. NCBI's taxonomy places the organism in Eukaryota, Metazoa, Chordata, Lepidosauria, Squamata, Gekkonidae. Gene Ontology annotation, biological process: G protein-coupled receptor signaling pathway. Gene Ontology annotation, cellular component: membrane. Gene Ontology annotation, molecular function: sphingosine-1-phosphate receptor activity. The record is from RefSeq and is a predicted model, not a curated record. Bases 482 to 1639 code for a protein of 385 amino acids.